AAGGAAAGAGAAAGGGAGCGAGAGAUUCAACGUCCUUUGUUUUGCGAACAAAAAUGUCAGGGAAUAGCGGUGGAGAUUUACGCGUCUUACCUGAAGGCUGCGUAGCAAACGUUCUGUCGCUUACGGGUCCUCUGGAUGCGGGCAGAUUGUCUACGGUCUCUUCAACAUUCAAGUCGGCUGCUGAAUCCGACUCCGUUUGGGAGCGUUUCCUUCCUUCAGAGUACCUCUCUAUUAUAUCAGGUUCUUCUGAUUCUUCUCUCUUGGCCUCUUCUUCCUCCAAGAAAGAUCUCUUUCUCCGUCUCUGCGACGAUCCUAUCCUCAUUGAUGAUGGCAAGAAGAGCUUUUCGCUGCAUAAAUGGAGUGGGAAGAAAUGUUACAUGCUUUCUGCGAGGGACCUCAUGAUUGUGUGGGGUGAUACUCCUAGAUAUUGGAGAUGGACUUCUGAACUCAAAUCCAGAUUUGCAGACGUAGCUGAGCUUAUUGGCGUGUGCUGGCUUGAAAUCCGUGGUAAAAUUAACACUUAUAUGUUAUCCCGAGAAACGCUCUAUGUAGCUUAUCUUGUGUAUAGGACAACAGCAGGAGCCUAUGGUUUUGAACACCAGCCUGUAGAUGUCACAGUGGGACUCGCCGGAACUGAAGGUUGUAGGAGAAGUGUUUAUUUGGAUGAAGAAAGAGAGCGACAGCAGCGAUACCAAAUUGUCGCGAUGCGAGUGGGGUUAUUCCCCCGCAGCCAUGCAGUGGGGUUGCAAGCACCUGCAUCAACUAGGGAGAACAAGAACAAUGGUCAUAAUCGUUCACAGGAAAGAGAAGAUGGGUGGUUGGAGAUGGAACUUGGCGAGUUCUUUAACAGGGAAGGUGAAGAUGGGGAAUUGGAAAUAAGCAUUUCAGAAGUGAAUGGAGGUGAUUGGAAAGGUGGGCUCAUUGUUCAAGGUAUAGAGAUCAGGCCGAAAGAGGACAAAUAUCAAAACAACUAAGCAAGUAAGGGUCUUCAACUCUUCCUUUCCAAAGAAAAAAAUUGUUUAGUCAUGAUUGUAUUUGUAUCUGGUGCAUGGUGAUGUUUGACUUAGGCCUAAUCAUCUUGAAGUUGUCCUUUUUUUUUUUUUUUUUUUUUUGUUAUUCAACUCUCAUUUCUAGAGAUGGUAUUGUAUCUUGGUUGUGCUAAGCCUCUCAACUUUUGCUGUCAAUGCAUUCGGUUGAUGUUAAGCUUAUCAAA
Molecule: messenger RNA, 1213 nt
Organism: Hevea brasiliensis (rubber tree)
Lineage: Eukaryota; Viridiplantae; Streptophyta; Magnoliopsida; Malpighiales; Euphorbiaceae
Product: putative F-box protein PP2-B12
Exons: 3
Coding region: 54-974 (306 amino acids)
Molecular function (GO): protein binding
Source: RefSeq, a predicted model, not a curated record